Molecule: messenger RNA, 2056 nt
Organism: Drosophila simulans
Lineage: Eukaryota; Metazoa; Arthropoda; Insecta; Diptera; Drosophilidae
Product: shootin-1
Exons: 8
Coding region: 160-1707 (515 amino acids)
Source: RefSeq, a predicted model, not a curated record
UUCCCAUACACCACCCAUCCACCCUCAAAUCGCAUCCAACACACCUAAAACAUUCAUCUCUUGGUGAUGGCAGCAUUAAGUUCCAUUUGCAUUGCUUAGCAUAAGAGGUUAAGGAUUUAAGGCUUGUGCGCUGGCAAAACGCAAUAAAUCUUCAGGACUAUGGAACGACGCGGUCGCAUCCCGGUGGCCAAGUUCCGCACCCAGGAGGCCAAGACACGCAGUAGGAGUCGCGUCAGGGAGCCGGACUACAACGAGCAGGACCCAGAGCACGAUAUGUUUACCUUGCUGGAGGAUAACAUUGCCCUCCGGGAGGAGAACAAGGCUCUUAAGCUGGAAAUCGAGACCCAUAAAACCACACAAGAAGAGCAGCAGGCUCAGCACGAGAAGAUGUGCGCUGCACUGGAAUCCCUGCAGCAGCAGCAGACCAACUUCGAGACCCAAAUUAAGGAGCUGAGCUCCAAGUUCAACAAGGCUCUCAACGAGCGAAACGCUUUAGACAAGUUGCACAAAAUGAAGGUCGAUCAAAUUCACAAUCUCACCAGCGAGCUGGAGCAUAUUCGCGAGAAGCAGCAGGAUCCGGCACCUCCAAUAGCUCCUCGUUCGGUGCUCGGUUCCGUUGAACUUAAGCGAAAGCUCUUCAAGAUCCUGCAGUCGGGCAGUGCAGACAGUGCUGACAGUAUCGGAACUCAGGAGUUGGACAGUCUGGUUGAUGCCAAUUCGGAAGGGGUGCCCAUUACCAGCGGUCUGGUGGAGCGUCUGGCCGAUGAGUUUUUGACUCUCAAAAAUUCCACCAAUUCGGUGGAGCUGCAGUUGUACGAGGCCAACGAAAAGAUGGCCGAGCUAUUAGAGCAGCAACACGCCAUGGAGGAGGAAAAUGAAGCGCUGCGUACGGAAAACAGCAACUUGACCAAAGUGGCCAAGUUGUUGACCGAAAACAUGAAGGAGAGCGUGGAAACUAGCCAAAAAAUGGAAGCCGCUCUUAUCAAGUUGAAGCAGCGCAAUGAUGAGCUCACUGCGAAGACUCGAGAUCUGACCGAUGGCCAGCCAGGAUCCAGGACCAGUACGUCGUCCAGCGUGCUGAACGAGCAGGUGGAGUUCGAGCAGAUCCAGGACCAGGUGCAGCAGCAGGCCAGGGAGCACAACGAGCGCAUUGUGGAAAUGCAAAAUCUAAUGGAUGCGGCUAUAGCCAAAACUACUAACGAUGAACUAAAAAAAUUACAACUUAAGUUGGAGAUACUCGAGGAGCAGUUGCGCGAGGCAGUCACGCGUGCUGAUCGUGCCGAGGAGCAACUGGCGCACUACCAGCAGUCUGAGCAAAAGUCGCUGGCCGCUCCGCCACCGCCGCCUCCUCCACCACCGCCCCCUCCUCCAAUGGCAGGAAAGCUUUUUCCGCCCGGGGGAUUUGUGGCAGCUGGCGGUGGCAGCCUGAGUGACCAUAUUGCCGGACAUAGCUUGCGCAAGGGCAGCGGCGACAAAAUCAUCGAGAAUGUGAAACAUCAGGUACAGGCCGAGGCUGCAACAGGUCUUGACGCUCUGAUGCGUGAGUUUAAGUCGGGAGGCGUGACCCUGCGAAGACGCAAUCGCCGCAAGACGGGCACCAGCGAGGCUCUCAAGGAGAUGUUCCAAGUACUAGAGAUAAGUCAAAAGCAAAAUCGCAACUCUAAAAUAUGCGUGGACCUGCACUCGUCCCGUGGAGUUGAUGUUUGAUCCUGUUCCCGACACCUUUCUCGCCCACUCUCUUCCACCUUGGUCUCAAAUCUCAGGACCCCGCUGUCCCUGAACAACGAACAUUCCGUGCAUUUUCAAACCGUAUUAUUGUGUGCCUUUUCAAGGAUGAAACUGAAGCCAUUUUAAAAUUUACUAAACUUAAGCCCCAACUCCAGGAUGGAUUUUCUCUAUACAAAUCUGAUACCUUAUAUAUUAUCUACUUGACAAUAUUUAUUUAUAACCAACUUUUAACCGGCCUGGUUUAUGUGUUCAUUUUGACAGGUUUCGUGUUUUACUAAUCAAAAAAACCGCAAACAAAAAAUUUAAUAAACUUUUUUAACCAAAAAAA